Messenger RNA from Parasteatoda tepidariorum (common house spider), 2799 nucleotides. RefSeq names its product hexokinase-2. Gene Ontology annotation, molecular function: fructokinase activity; glucokinase activity; D-glucose binding. Gene Ontology annotation, biological process: glucose metabolic process; carbohydrate phosphorylation; glucose 6-phosphate metabolic process. Gene Ontology annotation, cellular component: mitochondrion; cytosol. Lineage: Eukaryota; Metazoa; Arthropoda; Arachnida; Araneae; Theridiidae. The record is from RefSeq and is a predicted model, not a curated record.
GCUAUACACUACCAUGAAAAAAAGAGUUGGGGAUUAAAACAGCCAAUUAAAUCAUCGGAAUCCUUUCGUGCACGAAGUUCGAGUAACCUUGUAAAAAUAAAGACGUCAACAUGUGAUUUUGAAAGGGUGAAGUACAAAACGAAAGUGAAACAGCGAUUCUCUCGGUAAUGUGCUUUAUCAAAAAGGGGUGAUUAGCGAUGGGGCAACGUUAAGUUGAUUCGCAAAAGCUAAAAAAGUACAACCGGUUGCAUCAAAAGAGUUGAAAAUUUUUGUUGUUUCAUCAUCGGCCUUUUAACUGGCGGUAUAUCUAAUGAUAGCUACUUCAGUUUUGUAGUUAACUCAAUCGUUUCAUAGUCUGCCGGUAGUUCACGAUUAAAAACAAUUUGUAAACUUAUAUAUAUCUCAUUUAGAAAUGUCUGCUAAAAGUAUUAUUUUUAACAAUGUUGGGUGUGACUUGAAGCUGAAUAUAGAUGCGUCAAAAAUGCAGCUGCUUAAAUCUGUUACUGAUGAUUAUUUGCUAGCAGAUGAUAUUAUUAAAAAAAUUAAUGAUGUCUUUGAAAGUGAAAUGCAGUUAGGAUUGAUGAAAAAUCCUCCUGUAGAAUCAUCUUUACAAAUGGCAAACACAUUUAUUCCCAAGCAUUUAUCUGGCGAUGGUAGUUUUAAUAAGGAACUUGUAACUAAUAUUUUCUAUGUAUUGGAGCAUUGUACAUACUUAUUGUCAAAUUUCAAGAGUUUGGUUUGUAUAUUUUCAUGUAGUCCUGCAUGAUAGUUUUCAAGAUAUCUCCUGAAUGUUGAUCCACUAGUUUUAUAAAACAUAGAUACAUAAAAACAAGUGGUUUUAAGUAUGCCAUGUGUAGAUUUUUCGAUAAUUUCUAUUUUUUUAAUUUUGUGUUUAGUACUACUAUGUUUUCUAGUUCUUUCUAUUGUCUGUUAAAUUUGUGCCAAAUGCUAUCUUUAAGCCCAUUUAGCUAAUUUUACUCCUCUUAACCUUUUAUUUUAAUCAAAACCCAAUAUUAGUAUCAUUAACUUUGUAUUAUGCAAUUAAUUAUUAAAAUAUAUGGCAUAUUUGAAUUUUAUAACUUAGUAAACUCUCUAAAUGUGGAUAAAGAAAUCACAACUGAUCUCAAGGUAUCAGUAAUUUCCAGUCAAAAUUCUAUUAAAUGCCAAUGUAAAAAAUAGCCAAAUCUGUAUGACAAUACUUGCAUUUUCUGACUACUUGUUUUUUCAUAUAAAACUUUAUUUUUUUCUAGUUUUUUAUACAUAAAAUUCAACAAACUACAUAGAAUUGUUUGUCUUUUUAAAUUUCUAAAGAAGUUAAAUCUUUUGCAUUAAAAGUGUACUAAGAUAAUAAUAAAGUGGCUAUUUUUCUCUCUGACAAUAUCAUUUAUGAAAAAUUAACCAAUUGUAACCACACUUACUUAGUGACUCAGACAGUGGUUUAUAAAAACCAUGGAUGUUACACAUUACACCACAACCUAAAUGCACCCUAUUCAUUUUUCCUCUUUUUCUUUCUUUCCUCUUUUUCUUUUUCUUUUUUUAAAUUUUUUUUAGCAUUAGACAUAGUUUACAACAGUUUGUGAUCCACUUAUUUUUAGUGUGUAAUGUCUUUCAAUUUUAGUGCUGUAUAACAAAUAAUGGAUUUGUGCCUUUAAACUUUACUCUCUCAAUGCAGAGAUCUUUAGGAUAAAAAAAUUAUUCAUCUUUUUUUCUUUCUUCUCUCAUCUGUAAACAAAAAGCAACAAUGCAGUAUAAGAUCCUUAUAAUACAAACCUUGAAAUGUGGAGCUUUGUGUUGUAUAGAAUUUUUUGUUAUAUGAAUGAUUAAACAUACCUAGUAAACAUGGCAAUAUAUAUCUGGUACAGAUCAAUAUUAAUGCUUUAAAAUAGUUUUUUGAAUAAAAAUACUUUAAAACACGAAAAUUAGCACUUAAGUAUUUAUUAUUUAUUGAAAAAAAUUAAGUUAUCGUGAUCAAAUGAAAUAAUAUCCAAUAAAUUUAUAAAUUUUGAUUUGCUUUGAGAUAGUAAAAUUAAUGUAAUUUAUAUAAUUGUGUUUGGUAGGUCUUCUAUUGUAGUUAUAGCUAUAAAGGCCUAAAUAAGCAUAUUAAAGUGUUUUUAUCCUUUUAAACAAGAUAAAUAAUUUCAAGUAUUGAAAAUUGUGCCUCCUCUGUGCUCUAAUGAAUAUAUUAUCUGGCGAUGUAAAAUCAAGGUCAUGUCCAAAACCUUGUUUUGAUUUUCUUCAAUUUUGUAAGUAUGCCAUAGAUGCUAGACAUUUUUGGCAUAAAUAACAAGAUUAAGUAAUGUUUUUCAAUAUCAGUUAUUUUCAAUCAUCAUCACAAAUUGUUUAAAUUUUACAAAGCCUAGGAUGACACUAAUAGGUAUAAUUAUUUGUUCAGUAAAUUGAUUAAUUCAAACUUUUCCAUAUUAGUUUUAAUGAUUAAAGUUUUAAAGAUUUUCUGCCAAAUCUUAAUUUUUUUAAAGAUCUUUCUUACUAAAAUUGUUGGAAUGAUUAUGACUUACUGUUUGUUUGCUCUUGAAAUUUGGAUGAGCAAUAUUUAAGUCUUUACAUUCUUUAACUCCUCUGAGUUUUUAAUAUUAGAUACAUUAGUUUUUAGUUAGAUAUUUUUGUUAUUUUUGAAUAUAAAAAAAACCAUAUGCUUAGUUAAAAUAUGCUUAAUUAAUUCAAAAUUUAUGAAAACUAUGAAUUAUCUUUUAAUGGAUAUCUAAAGCAUUUUACAUCAAUUCUAAAUUGGUGGGUUUAAAUUCCUAAAUGCUUACCCCCAGAUGAAUAAUACCGUAUUUU